Molecule: messenger RNA, 5290 nt
Organism: Procambarus clarkii (red swamp crayfish)
Lineage: Eukaryota; Metazoa; Arthropoda; Malacostraca; Decapoda; Cambaridae
Product: cuticlin-1
Source: RefSeq, a predicted model, not a curated record
CGCCAUGUUAACCCAGGUGGCGAGACUCCAAGAUGGCGGACGAGUGAGAGUGUGUUUAGUGAACCUCCGUGUAACACGAGCGAUUUUAACUGGAUUAUCAAAUCGUGUCGUGCCAAAUUUAGGUUUAUGCUGUCCUAAACUUUAGUAGGACCUAUUGGCAAAAAACCCGGUGGAUUUACUAGUCAUGGAUUCGACAGCUGCUGUGAUACUGCUACUGGCUGUCCUCGCCGCCACAGACGCCCAGCUCAUCCAGCGACCGAGCAAGGAGGCGACGAUAAAAAGUGUUCGAAUCUUCUGCAACAGUAAUGAUAUCGUCGUCUCUAUCGACACUUCCGAUGCCUUCAAUGGCAUGAUCUACCCGAAAGGACUGUCCAAGAACUCUUCUUGUAUGGCGGAGUUCAAGGAACAAACGAGUCCCGUCCUCUACAAGCUCCCACUCAAGUCCUGCAGCACCAUGAGCUCAGAAAUGGAGGACGGCAUCGAAUACUUCAACACGGUGGUGGUACAACCACACAGGAAGCUGGUGACCAACCAGGGCCGCGGGUACCACAUCCGCUGCAAGUACCAGACCCAGGAGAAGACUGUUACCAACGCCUUCAACGUCAGUGGUGACUUCGUUACGGAUGUGGAAUGGAAGGCACCCAACGGCUCCAGUUUCAUUGGGACGACGCCACUCACGGCUACAGCCCCGAUGCCUGGUUGCUACAUGCGCAUCUUCGCUGGAUCACCCUCAGACAAAGCAGUAGCGGAGAAUGUGCGUAUUGGUGAUCCCCUCAGCAUGGUCAUCUCUCUGGAUGAUCAGGAAAUCUACGGCAUGAAGGUUACAGACUGCCUCGUGAGGGACGGCCUUGGCUGGGGAGAACAAAUGCUCAUCAACCAUGAUGGGUGCCCUGUGGACUAUGAAAUUCUGGGAACAUUCGAGUACUCCUCCUCUAAGACCACAGCUUCUGUACGCUUCCAGGCCCAUAAGUUCCCUUACACCUCAUCUGUAUAUUAUCAGUGUAAUGUCAAACUCUGCAUCAAGAAUGCUGGAGGCUGCGAUGAUGUGCCACCUGUGUGUGUAGAGGGUCAGAACUUACUCCGUCGACGACGUAGAGAUGUACCCGAGGUUGAUGGAGAUGGUAACCUGAAGGAAGUGGCAAAAGUUGACGAAGCCCUUACUAUUGAGGUUUUCACAGGUCUCUACGUAAAUGAGGAUGAGGAACUUCCCGAACCUGAAGGAGCCUCCGACACACUUACUCCUCUAAAGGAGGAAGUGGUAGAGGAUCCAAACACAUUUUGUCUCUCUCCAAAGACCUUUGCUAUUGGCAUUGCCAUUGCUGGUCUCAUUCUAAUGGUAGCAGUUAUUGCGUCCAUUCUCAUACUCAUCUCCCGCCGUCGUAGGAGAAAGGAGGAUUCAACCACUGGUUCCUCUAUAUAUUCCAGUCCUUACACCAAUACAGCUUACAGUCACUCCUCCUAAAAAUAUUGGCAAGAGUGAAUGCCAAAAGUGUGUUGGAGCAUCAUCAAAAUUUGUGGCAUAACUUUUUUUUUUUAAUUCAGAUGGACAGUUUAGAUAUUAUAAGAAAAUAGUAAAUUAAGAAUAUGAAUGUACAGUAACUACUGUAUAUUUCCUAGAGUUGAAAAAUAUAUUCAGAACUCAGAACAGUACUGUAAAUAUGAAAGUGAAUUUAUAGUGUAUUGUGAAGAACAUGAACCUCUUUCUCAAAGGAAGCAAAGUACAGUAACUGAAGAAUCAUGGUCAGUAGGAUUACUACAAAAUUACUGACAUUAUGAAUGACAAAAUUCUGCAUGUCAUUAUUAUCAGUCUAUAAAUGUGGAUACACAGGUGUGUUAUGGUGCAGUACCCAGCAUCCUAAAACAGGAAACGUAAAAUGGUGCUCCGGUAUAAAUUGUCCUAAAUAUAGAUAGCAAGGUGCAUAAUUAACAGCUUAAUUGAUCACUCACACUAUAGGAGAAAUACUAAAUACAGUACUAAAGUAUACAUAUUGAAAUGCUUGUGUGUUUAUGCUUUUAACCAGCUGACAAAUUUGAUGUUUGACAGUUUGUUAAACUUUCCUAACUGGUUGUGAAGUUUGUGUCUUGAGAGGAUGAGGGGAAACAGGUGGCCAAAGGAACAGGGAAGUUAUGCCCAGAAAGUCAAUGAAAGAUGUUUUUAAAUUAAAAUAAAAUACAAAAUAUUGUAAGUUUAGACUGCUUAGUCCAUACAAAACUUUACUUUUUUUUUUUUUUUUUUUACUAUGUUUCUGGAUGAAAUUUUGUACAUAUUUGGAUCAUUUUUCUCAGUUUAAAAUAUGAUGCAAAAUAACAAACAAAAAAGUUAAUUUGCACUGUGUAUAAAAAGUGCAAGUGACAUUUCACUGGCUUUUCUGGGUUUGUUCAAUACUCAAAUUCUUUCCCCAUGACAAUAGAACACUGCUUGAAGUACCAGUUAGUAGACUAUUAUCAGUCAGCCACUAGGCCUGAGAGUAAUUAUUUAACAUGCUGGAAUAAUCUUUUUAAGCACUGUUUAACAACUGGGGUCUCUGUUCCUUACUCAAGAGUCUCCCCUCUCUUCUUGCUAAUCUUAUCAAAGAUCCGUCCAUAAAUAAGAUUUAUUCGUUUCUCAGAGGUUGCUCCCUGAGGAAUGACUUUAGUGUCUACAUAGGAUAAGGAUAACUGCGGCAAAAGUGACUUACGAUGCAAUAUUACCUGGUGAUCUGAAGUAGUGUUACAUAACCAUCAAGUGUUGGUUAAUGAUAGUCCUUGCUAUCAUUGGAGCUAGACCGUUUCCCUGUUAGUAGACUGCAAGCAAUUGUUUUAAAUAUUUAUUAUUCCAAGAAGAAUAGGAUGCAAAUUUGGCUGUUAAUAAUAACCUUUUGCUAUACACGAAAUACUUCUGUAAAGCAUAUAUAUUGGCAAAAUUAACAAUAUUUAGUAUUUAAAUAAGAAUUGAAAAUUAUAUACUCGGCAUGCUAUACAAUACCAGUUUUGGAACAUGGUGCUCUAUAGGUACAGUAUAUAUAUAUAUGACAAACUCUUGCAAUUGCUUGCAGUCAUAAAAUUAAGUAAUUUAAAAUGGAUGAGGGCAUUAUGGAAAGUUAUCUUUGAUACAAGUUCACUCCUCAGUGGUGACUUGCAUCAAUAAUGUGGAUAUUAUGGUUUCCUUGUCAGGAUUAAAAUGUUCUUGUGGAUUCUGCAAAUAAGCAAAUUUGAAAUUAUUCCAGAAUAGCUUAUGAUUUUCUCUUGCUCCUUUAUACAUGUAUAGUAACUUGUGCAACUAGUUCAUAAUGCCCGUAUCCUCACUAUAGUGUAGCUAUAGUUUAGUGCCAUAAGCUGUGUGCUUACCUAUCAUAUUUGAGCAAUCAGAAAACACAAAUGAAAUUGUACAUCUCGCUGACAAAAGGUACAAAACCAGUAUCAACCUUAACAGGGUAAAUGAGAGCUUCCCACUAGCCCUUUAAUAUUUGUUGAUGGGGCGAGAUAGUGUUUCAGCUACAUUGCAGUUUGUAUCCAAAUUUGAUUUUUUUUAAUAUUCCUAUUAAAAACUGUUGACAAGUUAAGCACUACCUAUUCUGGAAUUUUAAUUUCCAACAGUGAAGUCCUGUGAAGUGAAGCUUUAACAAAAUCCAGUAAAGAAAGCAAUGUCCAGAUGGAACAGAGAACAUUAAAUCCUACUGGUUUGGAUUAAUACUUAAUUGUUAAACUAAGUAUUAAUUCAGUAAUUUAACAAUUAAAUUGUUAAAAAAUUAAAAUUUUACAAGUAUAUUUGGUAUCAAAAUUUGAGCAUAAAAAUAAAGAAUAACAGAUGUCUAGUUUGAACAGAAUAUUGGUUGCAAAGGAAGGGGACUGAUCUAGACUGGAACUUCACUGUACAUUUGAUUUGUCAUAUUGCAAAAACAAUUAAAUUAUAUUAUGGGAUAAUCUGAUGCAAGCAAUAUACUAUAGCAUGGGGGGAAGCGGUCUGUAAAAUGUUGUGAUAUAGAUUUUUUAAAAUAGCAAUAACCCUUGUUAUUCACCUUAAGGAUUUUGUAACACGAAUGCAGCAUAAUAUUACAGUAAUUUUCAGUUAGUUUAUUGUAUACAUUCUUGUUAAUUAUUAAUAUUUUAAGAGGAUGACACUGUAGUCAUUUAUACUGUAGAUUUUUAUACCAAAUGUGAAAAACUAAUUUCUAAAUGACAUUACCAAAGCUCAAUUCCUCAUGGAUAAUAACUGCUUUUUGCAUUAACUUUAUUUAAUGUCAUUUAGUAAAUAGUUUUCUUUAAACUUUUUUUAAUUUAUGACUGACGGCCUACGGGGCAGCUAUUAAAUGUUUAAGUUUGUUAGAUUAUAGCAUAAUACACACACUUUCUAUUAUAUUAUUUAGACACUGGUUUACAUGUGCAUUGUGUUUAUCUUGUUCUAACCUUUCAAGGCUUCAGUAUAUACAUAUAUAGCUUACUUUUGCUACACUUCUCGAUAAGUUUUCCAUACAAUGCACUUCUAUAUCUUUGUCUUGUAUAAAACAGUUGUGUGAACAAUUGCCAAAUAAUCAUGAGCAUUCUGUAAUUAACCAAGUAAUCAUGAUUUUUAAACAUUUUGUAGUCUAGAUCAUUACCACAGUUCUGUUUCAGGUCCCUGUGUUUAAACACUGACUAAACUUGAUAGUAUCUUGAAAUAAUGGUACAUGUUUUCAGUUAUCAAAUCCCUACUUAUUCAAUAAUAAUGAUUAACAUUGUAAAAAUAAUUGUAUAACUGAUGCAUACUAUAUUUCAAGCUCUUUGUCAAGGGACCAAUUUGGGUAAGUAAUUGUGGUGGUAGUGCAGUCUACCUGUCUGCAAAUUAAAAACUCUAAAACUCACUUUGAGCAUUUCUACUGACAUACACAGGUCCCAUCAACUGCUUUAUAACAAAGUUUACAUUACAAUACUUUGAGUGACUAAAUAUUAUGUUUAUAAAUUUACACAGUAUCAGCAUUUAGUAAUUGAGUGUUGUUUUGAAUCUUUACAUGUGUCAAUUUAAUGCAAGUGGUGCAAGAUGAAUAUUCCAAUGACAUUAUGCUUAGAAAGAUCCAUAUUGAUUUAAGGCAUCACUUAUUAAAGGUACUAUUGCUGGUUAUUAUGGUGCAAUGAAGGAUGGUGCCACUAAGUAUAAGGCCAUUCAGGUAUUGUGCCAUUAAAUUAUGGCAUGUAUGUAUGUUACUAAAUGAAUGAUAUCACCUGUGCCUUGUUGAACCAUUGUGAGCUAUCAUCUUCUCUUGUGCGCUACGCGGGAUGGUGACGGGUCUGUAGUUGCUCCACCGGGGACACCAAAUAAAUGCAAUGAAUUUGU